Molecule: messenger RNA, 2865 nt
Organism: Plasmodium falciparum 3D7
Lineage: Eukaryota; Apicomplexa; Aconoidasida; Haemosporida; Plasmodiidae
Source: RefSeq, a predicted model, not a curated record
AUGAAAAAAUUGUACCCUACUAAUGCUGUUAUAUUUUACAGUCACAAAAUAUGUGGCCAUUUUUCAAUGUUUAAACAUAAUAUCAUCCGAUUAUAUAGUAAUAUUGAAAAAAUUCUUCCUCAAGAAGAAAAAAAAAAAAAUAAAAAUUUGAGUCAUAUCCCUUAUUAUGUCCUUAAUAAUAAAAAUCAAACAGACAACGAAAAAUAUAAUUUUGAAAUCUUGAUGAAAAAUGUUAAAAACAAAGCAGAAGAAUAUAAUUUAAUAAAAAUCAAAGAAAUACAAAACAAAAUUUUAAUUCACCUGAACAAAUUUAAUAUCAAUGAACUUGUUGCUACUCUUAUCCUUUCCUAUAAAUAUAAUUUAUUAAAUCAACUUAUUUUAAACAACAUAAUAGAUAUUAUAUUCCAUAAUUCAGGAUUCUUAAAUAGUAAACAUGUUUUUAUAUUAUUAUUAAUAACCAAAAAUAUAUAUUCUAAAAAAAAUGAUUAUUCCUAUUCCAUACAACAUCAACAAAAACUUCCACAAAAUGACAUGAACAAGUCAGGCGAAAAAGAGGAACAUGUUAUAAAUAGUAAAUGGAAAAAUAAAUUUUUCCAUGAAGUUAUACAAAAUAUGUUAUAUGAUGAUAAUAUAAAUGAUCAUAAGGAAGAAAUUAAGGAAGAUAAUUCUAAUGAAUAUAAUAUCAAUAAUAAAAAUGAUAAUUUAUAUGAUAUACCAUGUAUACCUUUAGCUAAUGAAGAGAAAAUAUAUCCUCAUAAUAUUAUAAAAAAAAAAAAAAAAAAUCUUAAUAAAAGUAAUAAUUACCAAACAUAUGAAAAAAAAAAUUCUUAUAAUAAUAUACAAGUAGACAAUAAAAGUAUUUCAAACAUGGAUGUUAUCAGCCAAAAAUUAAAUAAUAAAAUUAAUAAUAAUAAUAAUGAUAAUAUAUAUCAAAAUGUAGUAUAUAAUGAUGAUUAUAAUGUAGACACACUUAAUUAUAUGCAGAACAAACAAAAUGAACAAGAUAUAUUUUGUGAACUAAACAACAAACAGGAUAUAUUUUGUGAACUAAACAAUAAACAGGAUAUAUUUUGUGAACUAAACAAUAAACAGGAUAUCAUAUUAAAUGAUAAAAUUUCAGAAUUAAAAAAGUCACAUGAAAAAAUUAGAGAAAUAUUACUUCAUAAUUAUAAUCAUAUUUUAUUUAAUUUUACAAAUAAUAUAUAUACUAAUUUAUUAUUAUUAAAUUAUAUGUAUGAUGAAAAUAUAAUAUCAUAUGAUGAAUUUUUCAAUAUUAUAUAUAGUAUUAAUAAUGAAUAUAAUAAUGAUACCUUUGAACAAAAUGACCUUAAAAAUUAUCAACCCAAAUCAUCAUAUUCUAUUCAUAUUAUUAAUUCAUAUAUACAACAUGAAUCUUAUCAUAUAUAUUCAAUAUAUGAUAUAUAUAUAUAUACACAUAUAAAAUUAUUAAAAAAUAUAUUUAAACAAAAUAAAUAUAUGAAAAAUAAAUACAUUUCUGAACAUAUCCAAUCCAAUAAUCCUAUACAAGAUAUUGUCUAUACAAAUAAAAAAAAUUUUAUACAUACAUUUGAUAAGUUUUUUCAAAAUAUAUUAACAGCAAAACAAAAUAUUGAUUAUAUAAAAUUAUUCUAUUUAAAUAUAUGCUCACAUGAAAUAUUUAAAUUAAUUAUUAUUAAUAACGAGCAUAUUACAAAUGUUAAAAUUUAUUAUCAUAUUUUAAAAAAAAUACCUUUAUCGUAUAUUAUAGCUCAAUUACAUAUAAAAAAAGGACAGGCAACAAAUCAAUUUUAUUAUCAACUUUUAAACAUACUAUAUUAUUUACAAGAAAAACAAAAAAUUAGGAAAUCGAACGAGGGUAUAUUUUAUGAGGAUCUACACGCAUUGAAUAUAGAACAAAUGAAUCGUGUAUACAUAUCAUAUUUAAAUUCCUUGAAUGAUUAUACUAUCCAUGACCUCUUAAUAAAAAAUAAUAUGCAUAAUAUUAACACAACACAUAAUAUUAACACAACACAUAAUAUUAACACAACACAUAAUAUUAACACAACAAAUAAUAUCAAUACAACAAAUAAUAUCAAUACAACAAAUAAUAUUAACACAACACAUAAUAUUAACACAACAAAUAAUAUUAACACAACAAAUAAUAUCAAUACAACAAAUAAUAUCAAUACAACAAAUAAUAUCAAGACACCACAUAAUAUUAAUACACCACAUAAUAUUAAUAAUGUUAGUACCUUCACACAAACUCAUAAUAAUAUAUUGCCUCCAAAUACUAGUGUAAUAAAAAACAAACCGAACCAAAUAAAUAUGAACUAUAAAGAUAUUUAUGAACAAUGUAAUAAACCAAACGUGUUUUUUAUCGAUACACAUAGAUAUUUUUUUAAAUAUUUUAUUAUGGACCUUACCUUUAAUAUUAUUAAUUAUUUAAAUUACAUGGAUAUAUAUGAUAAACUUUUUAUAUACAAAUAUUUAAUUAUUCUUAAUUAUAAAAAUGAAUAUAUAAUAAACAUCAUACAUGAUCAUUUAUAUAAUUUUUUUAUACGAAAACUACACUAUGAAGAUAUACAACAUAUUUUCUAUUUUUUACAAUAUGUACUUUCCUCCCUUAUAUAUUCCCCUAGUAUUUUUUUCUUUCAUAUUAUAAAUAAUAUUGACAUAGCCACAUUCCAAAAAUUGUUGAAUAUUAUUAAAAAGGAAAAAAUAUUUGAAGACCAUACUAAAAAAAUAUAUGAUCAUAUUAAUAUAAUUAUUAAUCAAAAUUACAAAACUCUACACAAGAAUAAAUGUAAAAUGAACAAUUCAUUUUAUUAUUACAAAAAAAGGAUAGACCAUUUUCAAAGUGUAUUAUAUGACUUUUUAUUUUUAUAA